Molecule: messenger RNA, 4269 nt
Organism: Ruditapes philippinarum (Manila clam)
Lineage: Eukaryota; Metazoa; Mollusca; Bivalvia; Venerida; Veneridae
Product: uricase-like
Exons: 9
Coding region: 152-1060 (302 amino acids)
Biological process (GO): purine nucleobase catabolic process; urate catabolic process
Cellular component (GO): peroxisome
Molecular function (GO): urate oxidase activity
Source: RefSeq, a predicted model, not a curated record
AUGUAAAAAUAUGAAAACCAGACUGCCCGGUGAUUGCAUAAAUAUUUUACCGGUGUAAAUGUAAACAAUUGGGAAACCAACCUUGACCUGCCAAAAUAAAUCCUCAUAUCACAGGAGUAUAGGGGCAUACUACGGUCACUUAAAGGAAAUUAUGGAAACACCAGUGGAGACACAGUUUGUGGCAUCAGAUUAUGGGAAGAACUGGGUGAAGAUCCUAGUAGUGAAGAGAGACACAGAAAAACAUUACAUUAAGGAGUUGGAGGUGUGUACAGCAUUAACAUUAAACAACCACAGGGAUUAUAUAUUUGAGGAUAAUUCAGAUAUCAUUGCCACAGACUCACAGAAAAACACUGUACAUGUUCUUGCCAAGCAACAUGGGGUCAAAAAUAUUGAAAAGUUUGCUCUAAUACUUAGCAACCAUUUUUUACGAAAAUAUCCACAUGUUGUGGCAACAAAAAUAAACAUUGAAGAGUACCCGUGGAAAAGAGUUGAUAUUAACGGAGAAAAACAUGUUCAUGCAUUCCAGUUUGUAAGAGAUUGUUUGCGAGUAUGUGAAGUUACGCAGAAACGUGGAGGUGAACCAUUGGUCAGAGCUGGAAUCCGAGAUUUGAGAGUUUUGAAGACUACGCAGUCGGCUUUUAAGGAUUUUGUAACAGACGAGUUUCGUACCUUGCCAAACACGGAUGAUCGAAUAAUGUCAACUAUAGUAACAGCAGACUGGUGGUACAACACGUCAGAAGGGUUCUGUUUUGAUAAAGCAUGGGAAGCUGUUAAAGCAACUAUACUAGAGAAGUUUGCGGGUCCACCAGACACAGGAGUGUACUCAGCAUCGGUCCAAAACACAUUAUAUAUCUCAGCUAGAUCUGCCAUUACACGAAUACCACAGAUAGAUAAAGUGGAGAUUACUCUACCAAACAAGCAUUACUUUGAUAUAGAUUUCUCCAGAUUUCCCAAACUUGAGUUUAGUGGCUGCAAUAACACUCAAGUGUAUAUGGCCGUUGACAAACCCUCUGGAAAUAUCCAUGCUGUUGUACAGAGGAGCAAAACUUCCAAAUUGUAGACUGGUUUGUUAAGAUGAGAAAUUUGACUACACUGUAUUGGGUGCCGUAGAGAAAUGUAUUCAGUAAUGGACACAGUUGAUACAAAAAUCUGUAAAAAAAAUAAUAUUGUUUGUGACAAUGUGAUGUUGUUGUAUCAGAAUAUCUCCCACCAAAUAGUCUUCAAUUUUUCUCUGUUCAAGAAAUAUUUAUCUUAGGUCAUUUUGUAAAAUAUGUGUUUUGUUGGUUGCCGUUAUGUAAUUUAUAUGUUGAAAAUAAUGUAAACCCAUCUCGUUUUUGUUGUGAUUGUGAUAAUCAGAUGUUUCUUUGUUGAAUAUAUACAUGUAUGUAUAUAUACAUACCCGCUGGUAAAAGAUUUGGUCUUGUUUCAGCAAUUUAACAAUAUUUUAAUGAUGACCUAUUGAUGACUUAUUUUUUUUAGUAUUUUUAACAAGUAGUUCCAGUUAUUUCAUUUAUUUUUUUAUUUACUUAAUUUUUUUUUAGUAGGUGAUUGUGUUAACUUGGUUUCAUAGAACUAGAAAGGUUUUUCUUUUGUUUCUUCGUAUCUUUUUUUUUUCCAAAAAAUUAUAAUACUUUUAUAGUUAUUUAAGUGACAAAACAUACAGUUCAUAUCAAAAGUAUACAAUAUGCACAGAGUAUUAUUAUAAACAUUUAUAGGAUGUAAACUUGUAUAUUUUUUCAUUUUUUGUGUCGCCUUGAAAAGGUGACAUAUAGGGGUUACUUUUGUCGUCGGCGUCUGUGUCAUUGUCGUUGUCGGCGUCCCCUAAAGCUUGUCCGGAGCAUAACUCAGUCACUAUAAGUCUGAUUGACUUCAAACUUGGUAUGCAUGCUUCUUUCAAAAACCUGAAGUGCAGUGCACAAGGACCGGUACUCUGCAGUUCUUAUUUUUUGAGUUAUUGCCCUUUGUUAAUUUUCAUACUUUAAUUUUGUCCGGGCCAUUUCUCUUCAACUAAAAAAGCUAUGGACUUGAAACUUCAUAGGAUGAUAGAUCUAAUUAAGAAGAAGUGCAGUGCACAAGAACCGGUACUCUGCACUUCUUAAUUUUUGAGUUAUUGCCCUUUGUUAAUUUCAUACUUUAUUUUUGUCCAGGCCAUUUCUCCUAAUGUAUAAAAGCCAUGGACUUGAAACUUCAUAGGAUGAUAGGUCUCAUAAAGAAGAAGUGCAGUGCACAAGAACAGGUACUCUGCAUUUCUUAUUUUUUGAGUUAUUGCCCUUUGUUUAUUUUCAUACUUUAAUUUUGUCCGGGCCAUUUCUCCUUAAGUAUAAAAACUAUGGACUUGAAACUUCAUAGGAUGAUAGAUCUCAUUAAGAAGAAGUGCAGUGCACAAGAAUCGGUACUCUGCAUUUCUUAAUUUUUGAGUUAUGGCCCUUUGUUAAUUUUCAUACUUAAUUUUUGUCCAGGCUAUUUCUCCGAAAGUAUAAAAGUUAUGGACUUGAAACUUCAUAGGAUGAUAGAUCUCAUUAAGAAUAAGUACAGUGCAUAAGAACUGAUACUCUGCAUAUCUUAUUUUUUGAGUUAUUGCCCUUUGUUGAUUUUCUUACUUUAUUUUUGUCCUGGUCAUUUCUCCUCAAGUAUGAAAGCUAUGGACUUGAAUCAUCAUAGAAUGAUAGAUCUUAUUGAUAAGAAGUGCAGUGCACAGAUAUGCUGCUCUGCACUUAUUAUUUUUUUAGUUAUUGCCCUUUGUUAUUUUUCAUAUUUCAUUUUUGUCCUGGCCAUUUCUCCUAAACUACAUUGUUCACAAGGCGACACAUCCGACUCGCGGAGUUCUAGUUUUGUAUUCAUUUUUUGUUUCUAUAUAAUCCAGAGCAAUAUUCAUUGAAUGCUGUUUUAUUUUAUUUUUUGUUGUUUGUUUUGUUUUCUAUUGUACACAUUCAAUGGAACCUCUGUACAGCAAUACCCUCUUUACAACAAUACACUCAUUAUAACAAUACCCUCAUUAUAACAAACCUAUUUACAACAACAGUACCUUUUUUCCAAAUGGAAGACUUCAAAUUGAAUUUAACCUCUCCAGAGCAGAACCUUGUAAUAGCAACCAAAGUCGUCUCCCAAAGGGUGUUGCUGUGCAAAGGUUGAGCUGUAUACCCGGGAAUGUAUUAAUAAAAUUAGAUAAGUAAAAAUUUUAAUUGACUUAAACAGCUAAUAGUGACACAUAUAAAUUCUUAAUUGUUGGCGGGUUAGUUCUGCAGUACAAUUUUAUUUUUCUAUGAUUUACUGAGGGGAAAAAACUGUGAUAAUUUUGCUAACAUUAAUGCCAGAAUAUAAACAAAGCCAGGUCAUAGCUUUUUGUUUGUCUUUUUUAUUGUUGAUAGUUUUUCAUCCUGUUUUGGCAUUCAGUUUAAAUUUCAACAUCAAAACAGGGUUGUAUGUUUUUAAAGUAAGUCUAGUCAACAUAGCUUUUAUUCUUAUUGAAGACCAUUUACCUCAUGAAAUGUUACUUAAAGUUAUGGUAACUGCAAAUGAAUCUUUGUUACAAGGUGUCCUAUUUUAUGAUGUGUUGUCUUAGUGCAGUAAUGAGUUUCAUCACAUGCCCGUGCCGCUUUUGCACAGCCACGAGGUGAUGCCAUUUGCGUUAUACAAAAAUAGUAUAAAGUUGCGCUAAAUUUUAGCGUUAUACUAUAGGUGCAUCGAUGAAAAAUGACUCUUUCUCACUUAAACAGCCUUUACUCUUGGUAUGUGAUGAAAAGAAUAUUAAAUUUGUGAAUGUUUAUUACUGAAUUUAUUGAACUCGCUGAAUAAAAUAAUAUCCUGCUCACCAGAGCCUCACACAAUAUAAUUUUAUUCAACUCGUUCAAUAAAUUCAGUAUUGAACUUACACUCAUUCAAUAUCGUCUAUAUCUUAUAUUAAAUAUUAAUAGGAGUUAACCUAUUACUGCACAUGUGCAUGAUUGUCCUAUAAUUAUGUAAUGCAAAUUUACUAAAUACUUGCCUUGCUGUUAAUACAUAGUUUUUAAAAAUAUGUUUAUUAAUUAAUAAGUUUGAGGUGUUAUGAAUUAUUUAAAAUCUUUUUGCGUCAAAAUUGACUUAACAACUGUUUCUUGAAAAAACUUGGAAGAUAUUCAAAGAAAAAAUCUCUAAAAGUCACGAAAAACUUUGCUGUAAUGGUGCUUUGUGACAUACAGGUAUUGCAAUUUUGUGAACUGUUUAUGUGUAUAUGGCAUGUUUUCUUGAUUGAAUGCAAUGUUAUCAUAAAUAUAAUUACAUGAACAAAGA